AUGGUGUACCAGGGCAGUCACCUUCUCUCGAUGAAGGCCAUCGGCGAUGGCCACGGCGAGAACUCAUCGUACUUCGACGGAUGGAAGGCCUACGACAUGAACCCGUUCGACCCGCGGCACAACCGUGGCGGUGUCAUCCAGAUGGGUCUCGCCGAGAACCAGCUUUCUCUGGACCUGAUCGAGGAAUGGAGCAAGAACCACCCUGAGGCAUCCAUUUGCACACCGGCGGGCGCUUCGCAGUUCAAGAGGAUCGCUAAUUUCCAGGACUACCACGGCCUUCCGGAAUUCAGAAAGGCGAUGGCCCAGUUUAUGGGGCAGGUGAGGGGAGGGAAGGCAAUGUUUGACCCCGACCGUGUCGUCAUGAGCGGCGGCGCCACCGGCGCGCAGGAGACGCUCGCCUUCUGCCUCGCCAACCCCGGCGAGGCCUUCCUCGUGCCCUCGCCAUACUACCCAGCUUUCGACCGCGACUGUUGCUGGAGGUCAGGAAUCAAGCUUCUGCCGAUCGAGUGCCACAGCUUCAACGACUUCAGGCUCACCAAGGAGGCCCUCGUGGCGGCAUACAAUGGCGCACGGAGGCAGGGCAUCUGCGUCAAGGGCAUCCUCAUCACCAACCCGUCCAACCCGCUGGGUACCAUCACCGACCGCGGCACGCUGGCCAUGCUCGCCGCCUUCGCCACCGAGCACCGCAUCCACCUCGUCUGCGACGAGAUCUACGCGGGGUCGGUGUUCGCCAAGCCGGAGUACGUGAGCAUCGCCGAGGUCAUCGAGCGCGACGCCCCCCGGUGCGACAGGGACCUGAUCCACAUCGUGUACAGCCUCUCCAAGGACUUCGGCCUCCCGGGCUUCCGCGUCGGCAUCAUCUACUCGUACAACGACGCCGUCGUGGCGACCGCGCGCAGGAUGUCCAGCUUCGGGCUCGUCUCCUCGCAGACGCAGUACUUCCUCGCCAGGAUGCUCUCGGACGAGGAGUUCAUCGGCCGCUUCCUCAGGGAGAGCGCGCGGCGGCUGGCGGCGCGGCACGAGCGGUUCACCACGGGCCUCCGCGAGGUCGGCAUCAGCUGCCUGCGCGGCAACGCGGGCCUGUUCUCGUGGAUGGACCUGCGGCACAUGCUCCGGGAGAAGACGACGGAGGGGGAGGUGGAGCUGUGGCGGGUGAUCAUACACAAGGUGAAGCUGAACGUGUCGCCCGGCGCGUCGUUCCACUGCCGGGAGCCCGGGUGGUUCCGCGUCUGCCACGCCAACAUGGACGACGAGACCAUGGAGGUCGCGCUCGGCCGGAUCCGCGCCUUCGUGCGCCAGCACCGGCAGCGCAAGGUCAAGGCCUGGGCCGCCAAUGAGCAGCUCCGCCUCAGCCUGCCGCUCCGCGCGUCCACGUACCUCGCGCUCUCCAGCCCGAUGGCGCUCCUCUCGCCGCAGUCCCCAAUGGUUCACGCCGCCAGCUAAUUCCGUGCGUGACGUACGUACAUAAUUCGUACGUGCAAUUAUCCUUCCCUUUUUUUUUCGAUCGCACGUACGGUUGCACGACGGCACAUGGCCUGGCAUGUUUUUCCAUGGCUAGUACGUCUGUGUGGAUAUGUGUGAUCGUUGUGGAAAGGCUACACGUGCAUCACAUAGCUAGGCUUGACAUUUUAGAGACGUGCCGUGCCGUCUAGGCAUCGGAUGUACAUCAGUACAUGGGUAAGUAGAGUCUGAUUAUGUAUAUUGGUUUCGUGAGGAAUAAUGAUCCGAUUAAGGUCCCAUCGGUUCUUGUAUACUGUAAACAUGUAAAAUAAGGUUUAGGGUCGAAUGGAUCCGGAUCGAAUCUGUACUAUACAACACACGUAAAAGUGUGGUACAACUAAA
Molecule: messenger RNA, 1842 nt
Organism: Oryza brachyantha (malo sina)
Lineage: Eukaryota; Viridiplantae; Streptophyta; Magnoliopsida; Poales; Poaceae
Product: 1-aminocyclopropane-1-carboxylate synthase-like
Exons: 4
Coding region: 1-1443 (480 amino acids)
Biological process (GO): biosynthetic process; amino acid metabolic process
Molecular function (GO): transaminase activity; pyridoxal phosphate binding
Source: RefSeq, a predicted model, not a curated record